AGCUCAUUGAUUUAGGUUAGGUAGGUCCAGGGAGUGCAUGCAUCAAUCCCACGCGGAUACGUGUCUUUUGACAAGCUGACCUGAACUUGGAUCAUUGUUGCAGCCAACAGACGGUGUCGGGCAAACAAUCAGGCGCCAGGAUUCGCCAUCUGAUCACCUUGCAGUUUCACACAUCUCAAUGCCGUGUCCUACAAGUUCUCUUGACAAAAUUGAGCAAACUCUCUACAGUGAGCGAAAGCGUAGCUAUGUAACUUGCAUCGGUCACAUCUAAAUCGAAGAGGGUGCGAUCAUUGCUUUUUCUGAUCGAGAGGGAAUUCCGAAGAAUAUUGAAUCUGAAAAAAAAACUUUGAAAAGAAGGAGAGAGAAUAUGUUUGCAUCUCGAGUAUCCUUGAGGUCUUGUCAACCUCUGCUGCAGAAUGGAUACCUUCCCAGGACGAUGAUGAUCAAGACGUCGACGUCGAGACGUAACGCUGCGGUUGAACAAUGUCUGCGUUCAUUGUCGACAUCAUCAUACCGACAUCGCUCUAAUUGGAGUAGAAAGACAGCAAUCAACAGAGAUGAGACGUCGAGACCGAGGUUUAGGGAACAUAGGAGAUCGUCAGAGGAUCCGGUGCUAAGUCCCGAAGAAGCCGUCGGGAUCGUCCUUCGGUCAUCUACCAUAGACGACUGCCAUGCAAUCUAUAAGAUGCUUCUCGCUCAUGCUGAAUGGGAAGGAUGUCUAGAUCUGGUCAAGAUAACGGAAGAAGAUAUACGAAGAGAUUUUUUCGGUGAGAGACCGAUAAGCUAUUGUGACCUCGCAGAAGUACACGGUGACAGCGGCCAGACAUCACUCAUUGGAUAUGGUCUUUAUUCCUUUCAUUUCUGUGCAUGGGAAGGAAAAACUGGUGCAGGAGAGAACAUUUUCAUUCACCAUCAGUAUCGAGAUCUCGGAAUCGGGUCCAUAUUGUUGCAUGAAAUUUCAAAGAAAAUGUACGCACUCGGCUGCCGCUCGAUCUCGGGCUAUUUUGACGAGAACGAGAUAGGAUUGAAACGCUGGUACAUCGCGGAGGGUUACGAAAAUCUCACGGAGAAGCACAACUUUCAUCUUUACUCGCAGUCUGGGGAGAAAUUGGAGAGAUAUAUACACCAACAUGAUAAACAGGAUGAGUACCUGGCCAAAGCGAAAUCACGUGGUAUUCAUAUCGAAUCAAGGAUACCAAAUAAAGACGGGAAGAUGAUUUUGUAGAUCAGAGACUAUUCAUCAGCGUUUUUAGAAUGAACUGUUCAAUCGUGCAGGAAAACAUAAUGUAACAGAAGUAAUACAGUAUUAUUGUUUAACUCAGUAUGGCAAUACAAAAUAUUGCCUAAUGCAAAAGAAUGCAACUUACGGAACCUUUUAUAAGUGUCAAACAGAUGACGAGUUAACAGGUUAAGAAGACGAGAAACCGUGUUAAAUGACGAGAAGACGAGUUAUUGGAACUCGACAAGUCAACUUAUUUGGGACAUGAAGGCAAGAUAACGAGUAGUAAAAACUUUGGAAAUCAGCUCAAGUUGUUUUGGAAUAUAAGACAAGAUGACGAGUUGUUGAAACUUGACAAGUCUACUUGUGUGUGACAAGAAGGCAGCAUGACAGGUUUUUGGAACUCGACAAGUCGACGUGUUCGACAAGAGGGCAAGCUGACCUGUUUAUAUAACAGGAAGACAAAAUUACGAGUUAUUGAAAAUUGGAGAGACGACCUGUUGGGAACAAGGUGAUAAGAUGACACU
Lytechinus variegatus (green sea urchin) is the source of this 1746-nucleotide messenger RNA. Its product is annotated as thialysine N-epsilon-acetyltransferase-like. Gene Ontology annotation, molecular function: N-acetyltransferase activity. Bases 368 to 1225 code for a protein of 285 amino acids. NCBI's taxonomy places the organism in Eukaryota, Metazoa, Echinodermata, Echinoidea, Temnopleuroida, Toxopneustidae. The transcript has 5 exons. The record is from RefSeq and is a predicted model, not a curated record.